AAGGCAACAAAAAGCUGUGUUUUGGCGGCAAAUGUUUGCAUAAGUCUUAUGCCAUAAGUAGUGGUCGAGUGAGGAGUGAAUGAAUCCUUUUAAAUGAAUUGCCAUUCAGUGAGACAUUCAUUGCAAUCACUUUAUGAUUACACUCACAGAUUGUAUCACUCGAUCACAUCCACGACACACACCUCACCAUCAUUUGCAUGAACACAAGUGAUGGACAACCAGUGGAAAGGCAUUGAAGAGAACUUCUCGCGGAUCGAGAAGAUAGGCGAAGGAUCGUAUGGUAUCGUCUAUAAGGCUAAAGACAAACACAACGGAUCUCUGGUGGCGCUCAAGAAGAUCCGACUCGACUCGGAGUCGGAAGGGGUUCCGUCGACUGCCAUCCGAGAGAUAGCUCUGCUGAAGGAACUGAAUCACCCGAAUGUGGUGCGACUCCACGAUGUGGUCCAUUGCGACAAAAACUUGUAUCUCGUGUUUGAGUACCUGAACCAAGACCUGAAGAAGUUGUUGGACACCACGAGUGGCACCGGUUUGGCGCCAUCGCUGGUCAAGUCAUACAUGUGGCAGUUGUUGCAGGGGUUGGCCCACUGUCACAGCCAUCGAGUCCUCCACAGAGAUCUCAAACCACAGAAUCUGUUGAUUGAUUGCAACGGAAAUAUAAAGUUAGGAGACUUUGGUUUAGCGCGAAGUAUAGGUCUUCCCAUUCGCACCUACACUCAUGAAGUGGUCACUCUGUGGUACAGAUCGCCGGAAAUACUUCUUGGCGCCCACUUCUACGGUCCAUCCGUUGAUGUCUGGAGUAUUGGCUGUAUUUUUGCAGAAAUGGUCACAAAGAGAGCGCUAUUUCCGGGCGAUUCAGAGAUCGAUCAGUUGUUCCGAAUAUUCCGCACUUUGGGAACGCCUGACGAGAGCGUAUGGCCCGGGGUUUGCAGUUAUCCCGACUAUAAGUCAACAUUCCCUCAAUGGACUAAACAGGAUAUCAAUAAAAUACUGCCAAACAUGGAGUCCGAUGCCAUCGAACUUCUUGUGAAACUUCUCACAUAUGAUCCAAACCGACGAAUAUCCGCGCGAAAGGCAUUGAGUCACAGAUAUUUCAAAGAUGUCUCCAUUCGACCCCCGAAUUUGGACUGAAUAUAUGACACCACUUGUGAUCCAUUCAUUCAUUUUAGUUAUAUUUCAAAUGAAAGCAC
This is a messenger RNA of Oppiella nova, 1187 nucleotides long. NCBI's taxonomy places the organism in Eukaryota, Metazoa, Arthropoda, Arachnida, Sarcoptiformes, Oppiidae. The record is from the annotation of a GenBank genome assembly.